GAAGAAUUCAGGAAAGACAUCUGUUUUACAUCAUCUAGCAGAAAACUUCAUCUUGCUGAUUACCACAGAUUAAUCCAGAUUACCACAGGACUGAAAAGCAGUUGGCUUCACAAGAAUUGUACUUCACAAGCUCUGGUUGAACAGUGAGUGCUCAUACUCUGUAAAAUUAACAUACGUUGAAAGUGACUUGUUUUGAAUUGACUUGCGAAACAGAACUAAUCCACCAUGGCACGCGAACAAGACUACUACACUAUCAUGUGUGGGCUGCAGGAGCUUGAUUUGCAAAUGAACGCAGUGCCCAGUGAUCUUGUACUGAUAGGUGAACAUGCCUUUCCACUUGUCAUGAAUCCAAGAGGUCAGGUGCUGAUGGCUGCAUCUUAUUACGGUCAAGGACGUGUGGUGGUGUUGGGACAUGAGCAAUACCUAACAAGCUUUCCCAGCCUCAUAAAGAAUGCCCUAAAGUGGCUCAUGCCAUGUUCUGGUGAUGCUGGCAUUGUAGGAAUUCAGAAGAGUUUACGUUCAGUAGCUGCAAACUUGAAUGACUGCCAUAUCAAGACAGAGCUAGGAGACUUUCGAAGUGGAUUAGCUGUUUAUAUCACAGAUGCUUACAGUGUUGAGAAUUGUGCAAAGGAUCUGAUUGCUUUCAUCAAAGCUGGGGGUGGCUUGAUUAUGGGUGGCCAGGCCUGGCAUUGGGCUGGAACCCACCCACAAGAAAACACUCUAAAGAAUUUCCCAGGAAACAAGGUGUGCAGCGUUGCAGGAAUUUACUUCUCGAAACGCUAUGGAGAAGUUGGCAUUUUUCCUGUUCCAAAACAAAUCCCUUAUAGUUGGCUUGCUUUAUCUGUAGGCAAGGACUUUAAGGAUGACCUACAGUUCCUGCUAGAAGGUGUGUCCGAGUUCAACAUCCAAGGUGAGGCUAUAGCAUCUGAGGUGAUGGUGCAUGGACCAUUAGCAUUUCCCAUUGCACUCACUCCAGCUGGAAAAGCAUUCAUUGCUGGUGCCUAUUAUGGGCAAGGUCGAAUUAUUCUGUUAUCACAUGAAAGCUACAUGGACCGGGACUCUCUGUCCACUUUCCUGAUCAACGCUAUCAAGUGGCUUGACGAAGAUCGCAAGGGUGUUAUUGGGAUACUACCCAGCCUAAAAGCAGCUCACACAGUACUGAGCAAAUCUGGUUUAGAUUGCCAGUUGACCGGUUUGAGAAAAGAUCUAAGCGUCUACGUUUGCACUUCAUACAGUGAUGCCCAAUGUGCAGAGAUCCAAGAAUUUGUUGCUGAAGGUGGAGGUCUUAUGAUUGGGGGUCAUGCUUGGUAUUAUGCCCAGACCCACUGUGGCUGCAAUGUGAUGACCGAUUACCCAGGAAAUCACAUUCUUAAUAAGAUGGGAUUGUCUCUCUUGGAGAACACUUUGAUUGGAGAGUUAUGUAAAGCCCCAGAAAUUGAGCAAAGUUGUAAAGAGGGGUACCACUUUUGUAACAUGCUGCAUCGGUUUGCUGAACAUGUAUACCUGGGGAAAGAACUGACUAAUCAUGAACAGAGCUGGUUGAAGCAGCUGGGCAAUGACUGUGCCAGUUACCUUCAAAUGCGAUGUCACAACAGCGCCGCCUAUACUUCAAUGGUAGUUCUUCUUAGUGACAUAGUGAAGAAGUUUGGUGUUCCACAAGUGUCUAGUAACAGCCCUGUUAAAAGUGCCAAAGACCGCCUGAUGCUCCACAUUGGGUCUGAGGUAUACAAAGUGUCACCUGAUCCUGAUGCCCUUCUUCCAUACAUCAUCAAGGACAGACCUAAGUUGCCCACUGUGUCUAAAGCAAGAGUUCGGAUCAGUGCCAAAACUGAAGGCUCUGAAGAAUGGAUAAGCACAGGCUUGUAUCUUUCUCCUGGUAUGAAGAUGAACAUAGCAGUACCUCGAGAGAUCAUUAGGAAAAAUUGGCAGGUCCAACUUGGUUGCCAAACAGAUAAUAUUGGUAGAGCAGAGGUUCUGAAACGGGCUCCUGUUGUCCAUGAGCGAUUCCCUUUGGAUGCAGAGAUGGUCCAAGUCUGCAAUCUAUGGGGAGGGCUCAUCUACAUAAUAGCACCUCCCCAAAGCAAUGUGGAUGGGGUAGAAUUUGUUGUGCAUGAUGCCGUACAGGCUCCAUACUUUAAGUCUGGAGAGACUAGUGUAGCUGACUGGGUGGACAGGAUCCGUCAGGCACCCGCCCCCUGGGCAGAGCUUGAGUUUGAGAACAUCAUCAUGGCAUUAGAAUCAGAAUUUAUAAGGAAUCUAGACCGCCCUGAUGAGGUGGCUAAACUUUGGGAUGCCAUAAUGAGAAGCAUAGCUGACCUGGCAGCAAAGCCUGGCAAGUUCCCCCGCAAGGAGCGGUUUGUUGCAGAUGUUCAGAUCUCUGCCGGUUUCAUGCAUUCUGGAUAUCCCAUAAUGAUGCACACCGUCUCGGCCACAGAACUUGUGAAUAUACAGGAAGCCUAUAAAAAUGGUCUUUGGGGACAAAUUCACGAGCUGGGUCAUAACCAACAGCGUAGCGUUUGGGAGUUCCGUCCGCACACCACUGAGUGCACAUGCAACCUGUGGUCACUGUAUGUACAUGAGAAAGUGCUGUGUUUGAACAGCUCUAAAGCUCAUCCAGAAUUAACUCCAGAAAACCGUCAGGCUCGUAUCAAAUCAUAUUGCGAUGGUGGUAAGGAUUUAAAAAACUGGAGCAUUUGGACAGCACUCGAGACUUACAUGCAGCUUCAGGAAAAAUUUGGCUGGGAUGCUUUCAAGAAGGUUUUUACUAUCUACCAUGACAUGGAUGGAGUGCCAGAUGACAAUGCAGAGAAGAUGAAUCUAUAUGCUGAAACCUUCUCUAAUGUGGUCAAAAUGAAUCUGUGCCCCUUCUUCAAAGCAUGGGGUUGGCCCAUCCAGCCUGGCACACAAAAGAAAAUCUCUCAUCUCCCUGAGUGGAGUGACCAUCCUAUGGUCCAGUAUGCAUAAAAACAUCUCAGAUAACUUUUAAAAAGUAUGUUUUGCCAGUUUUAAUGUAGCUAAUAAGAUUAAGUACAGAAGAUGAUAUAUGUUUCUUGUUUGAUAUUACAUAAUUUCUAUUCCAUAUUUUAUUCUCAUUUGAUUUAAUAAGCACAUAGCUAGCAAUUGAUUCAUAUCAAUGUAAAGCAUAGAAUGUGGCUUUCAUUUUAAAUAUUCUGAGCACUUGCUAUUAACUAAAGGUGGCUAUAGGCUAAGUGGGCUAAGAUUAAAUAAAACCAGAUGUAGCAUGAAUUUUACAUGCACAACAUUUCAUAAAUACAGGCAAAAUGUUUCAUAAAUACUAAAACCUGCAUGAAUUAUGUACUGCAAUUAAAAGUCAGUUCAACUGUAUGGCAUUGUAUUGGUGUAUCUCCCUUUCUUAUCCAAGAGAAUAAAUCAUAUAUAUUAUUCAAAAGACUCUGAA
This is a messenger RNA of Labeo rohita (rohu), 3418 nucleotides long. Its product is annotated as TRPM8 channel-associated factor homolog. Lineage: Eukaryota; Metazoa; Chordata; Actinopteri; Cypriniformes; Cyprinidae. The transcript is spliced from 8 exons. The record is from RefSeq and is a predicted model, not a curated record. Bases 226 to 2964 code for a protein of 912 amino acids.